AUGACGGUGUUUCCGGUCUGUGUUUUUCUUUGUAAAAACAAGAAGCCAAAACACAAAUCUCUUCAUUGUUACAGUUAAAAUCUAUGUCACCGGAUAUUGUACCAACAACCGUGUAACUCGAGCAUUGGACGAGUGAGCGACGUCGCUUCUCCUGACUCUUCUCCGUCCAGCUCUUCACGGCAUGUCAACAAACUAUCAGCUAACAGCUAGCUAAGCUAACGCCAAGCCAAAUCGUUCAGACAGCAGCUGGUUAGCUUAGCUCCAGUUGACACUUUGCUAAGUGUCUCUCGGCCUCGGAAAGAAGCGGACCCUCUCAUGGUGGCCUCAGUUCAAUGGGGAACUGUCUGUUUUCGCAAGGUGCGGAUGACCUGUCGCUGCUGAACGAGUCCGAGGGAGGCAGUCUGCCCGGAGAGCCUCCGCCGCCCUACCAGGAGCGCACCCAACCAGUGCCGGUAUACCAUCCCACCCCAGGUGAGAGUCGUUUGGCCAGCCAGCUGACUGAGGAGGAGCAAAUCCGCAUUGCCCAGCGCAUCGGUCUCAUCCACCACCUGCCCAGAGGCAUCUUCGACCCGGGCUCCGACCCCUCUGACAAGAAAGUUAAAGAGUGUGUGAUCUGCAUGAUGGAUUUUGAGUACGGCGAUCCCAUUCGGUUCUUGCCUUGUCUUCACAUCUACCAUGUGGAUUGCAUUGACCCCUGGUUGAUGCGCUCCUUCACCUGCCCCUCCUGCAUGGAGCCGGUAGAUGCAGCCUUGCUGUCCACCUACGAAACCAACUGAGCAGCCCCAGGUGGUGGCUCCUGCCUAAAAGUUAAUGCACCUUUUUUUAACCAAAUCUGUCCUAGCUGUUCAGACAGGUAGCCAAGAUGAUGUGGCAUCAUGCAGACGUGUUGAGGGUGUUUUAGGGUGCAGUCACAUUUUGAAAACUGUGUCCUACAGUACAUUGCUUAGGUCUGACUAUUUGCCUUUAAAAGUAGGACAGUGUGCCAAAUCAAGCUAGAUGAAGAAUACGAAAAGCUGAACAAGUAGCAAAAUAUUACUGCAAAGUAAUUUCACUUUUGUAUGACUGACAGUCAACUUUAAUUUGUUGAUUUUUAUGGCAAUUUAAUGUAUGUCACAAAUGUCAUUUACUUCCCCUUUUAAGGCAUAAUGUGCAAUAUGUUAUAUCAAAGGAGAAAAUGCAGGAAAUUUGUCUUGGUCUAGUACACAGCAUUAACUGUCAGACAGUGAAAACAUGGAAGCUACUGUGUUUUUCAAAUGAACUCAUGGCCUUGAAUGUCACAAAAACACAGGCCUCUCUACUGAAUUGCAAUCAUCAACACACAGAAAAAUAACGUUAACUACAUUAUAAUUAAUAACUACAUUUUAAUGAACAGAGAUAUGCUAAGAGGUCCCAAGAUCAUUCAUGAGAAUCAUCAUCAUUCAGCUUUUGAAGAUAUCGGAAGAUUGAGUCUAUGUUAUGUGACUAGGGUUUGUUGUCUGUAACAUUUUGCUUUGAAGCUGCUUUUGUAGAUGUGGAUCUGUUUUUUUGCCUUUCUACAUUAUGGAUCCUCUCCUUUGCUUUGCCUCAGGUUUGUGCUCUUUGUUUUGUUUUAAAAAAUCAGUCCUGAGUGUGUCCUUUUCAGUGUUUACUGUCACUGACAUUUACAAAGACGAGAUAUGCUGUGCAGUCCCUCUUAAGCACCUUGGGAUAACCCUCAUCUAGCACUCUGUAGCUUAUAGAUUUCAUAGGGGGGUGUGUGUGUG
This is a messenger RNA of Seriola dumerili (greater amberjack), 1742 nucleotides long. RefSeq names its product RING finger protein 11-like (gene rnf11a). The record is from RefSeq and is a predicted model, not a curated record. The transcript has 3 exons. Bases 333 to 776 code for a protein of 147 amino acids. NCBI's taxonomy places the organism in Eukaryota, Metazoa, Chordata, Actinopteri, Carangiformes, Carangidae.